Messenger RNA from Sparassis crispa, 597 nucleotides. RefSeq lists its product as hypothetical. Lineage: Eukaryota; Fungi; Basidiomycota; Agaricomycetes; Polyporales; Sparassidaceae. The record is from RefSeq and is a predicted model, not a curated record. The transcript is spliced from 2 exons. The coding region runs from base 1 to 597 and encodes 198 amino acids.
AUGUCCACCGCCCUCUCUCCGCCCCCGCGCACUCGCUCCCCGCAGCACGCUCCCUCCUCCUCCGUCCCGCCCCCGCCGCUCAUCCCUCACAGGUCGUCCCGCAGCCGCCUCAUCCCCACUCAGCUCGAGGAGCCACCCAUCCCACCACGCCUCAUCGGCUCUCCUCUCCUCCAGAAACUCACCGCCAGCCAUGAGCCCCAUGUCCUCAGCCAGAAGGUCCAGUCCGAGCUGUGGAUUGACGGCGACGAGUUUGGCACUCAGAAAUCUCGGGCCGAGUCUUCCUCUACCCCCUCUCCCGUCUCCCCCGCGUCCUCUCCGUCGUCCAGACGCGGUCACCGUCGCUCACCCUCCGUCGUAGCCACUUGUCGCUCGCGCUCUCAUUCUCCGCCCCCCACUCCCCAAUUCGACCUGCCACCCCCUCCUGUGCCACCCAUCCCCCUCUCCGCACUCGCCACCCCCGGCGCCCGGCGGUCCGUCGUGCGCCCCCGCCCUUUGAACGGGAGGCAGAUCGUCAUCCCGGAUAUGGACCAGUACUCUUCGCCCACCCUAUCCUCUCCUCCGAAGCACAAGAGGAUCCCGAGGUCAUUGGACAUUUGA